AUGGCUUCGGCGGUGUUUUUCUUAGACCUUAAGGGCAAGAGCAUCCACCAGACCCUUCUUGCCCGCAACUAUCGCGGUGACAUCCCCAUGUCUGCUGUCGAAAAAUUCCCUAUCCUUCUCAGUGAAGCCGAAGAAGAGAGCUCCGCGGUUCCUCCCUGCUUUUCCUCUGAAGGAGUUAAUUACCUUUAUAUCCGACACAGUAACCUGUAUCUCCUUGCUCUUACGAAACGAAACACAAAUGCUGCCGAAAUACUUCUCUUCCUACACAAGAUUGUGGAGGUCUUUACGGAAUACUUCAAGGAAUUGGAGGAGGAGAGUAUUCGAGACAAUUUUGUCAUUAUAUACGAACUGCUGGAUGAAAUGAUGGAUUUUGGCCAUCCACAAACCACGGAGAGCAAGAUAUUACAAGAGUAUGAUUACAUAUCCCACUUUCGGAUAUAUGACUGGCGAGCUGUCACGAAUGCAGUUUCAUGGAGAAGCGAGGGAAUCCGAUACCGCAAAAAUGAAGUAUUCCUUGACGUCGUUGAAUCGUUGAACCUCCUUGUUUCUGCUAGCGGAAACGUGCUUCGAUCAGAAAUAUUGGGUGCUGUGAAGAUGAAAUGCUAUCUCAGUGGUAUGCCAGAACUUCGGCUAGGCUUAAAUGACAAAGUGAUGUUCGAAACAACAGGUCGAGCAACUAGGGGUAAGGCUGUCGAAAUGGAGGAUGUCAAGUUCCACCAAUGCGUACGACUGUCCAGAUUCGAAAACGACAGAACAAUUAGCUUUAUCCCACCAGAUGGUGAAUUCGAGCUAAUGAGCUACCGACUCAACACCCAAGUGAAGCCGCUGAUAUGGGUAGAGUGUCUCGUGGAAUCGCACUCCGGCUCGCGCAUCGAAUAUAUGCUUAAAGCAAAAGCUCAAUUUAAGCGACGUAGCACAGCAAACAACGUGGAGAUUCUCGUUCCCGUACCCGAAGAUGCAGACUCACCGAGAUUCCGGACAAACGUGGGCACAGUUCACUACGCACCCGAGAAAUCCGCCAUUAUAUGGAAAAUCAAACAGUUUGGCGGUGGAAAAGAGUUUUUAAUGCGUGCUGAACUAGGAUUACCGUCCGUUAAGGGUGAUGACGAGCAUGGCGGUGGGAUGACCGGCGGGUUUGGUGGAAGUAUGGGAGGUGCAGGACAAGGCGGAAAAGGGAAGAGGCCUAUCAACGUCAAGUUCGAGAUUCCGUACUUUACAACGAGUGGCAUCCAGGUCCGCUACUUGAAGAUCACAGAGCCAAAGGUACGUCUUCCUCUCUUCAUCUCAACCUCUAUUCUACUCUAUCGACCUCUCUACCUCUCUGGCCGUACCCACAUCUGUGUUACUACAUGCCAUCCACUUGUUGGCUUUGUUCAACAUUCCGUGCCAAGAGCCGAUUGUCAAGCUCCCUGGCCACGUUUGACAUGUUGUACAUUUCCUCGUUCCCGCGCCCCGUGUGUUCCCUCUGUCACAUUUACAUCAAGCCAUGAACUGUGGCUUUUCGUGAUAAAAUGCGUUGCUUUUUCUUUGCUAGCCAAUACUGACUUGAAGUCGCCUCACAAUGAUAACUUUGAAGAGAAAUAUAACGCAGUCUAUGAGUGGUGGAUGCAGUCCAUCCAAGGUAUACCGUCUUUGAAUUAUUUUAUUGACUUGAGUGGAUAUAAACAUAACAGCAUCAGUUACGAGCUGCGUGUAACCGAAAAUCCUACAAACGAGGUAUGCGCUUCUGAUAGCUGCCAAGAUGCAAAAGUUGCAGGCAACAAUCAAGGCAAUGUACAUUCAAGCAAGGGUGCUGGUGGUGAGUGGGAUGGGAGAGAGCGAGAAAGGAGAAAAGAGAAAAGAGAAAAGAGAAAACUCAUCACUUGCCGGGGUCUGGCACCUCUUGUCGUUACCUAG
Messenger RNA from Trichophyton verrucosum HKI 0517, 1896 nucleotides. RefSeq lists its product as uncharacterized. Gene Ontology annotation, molecular function: clathrin-cargo adaptor activity. NCBI's taxonomy places the organism in Eukaryota, Fungi, Ascomycota, Eurotiomycetes, Onygenales, Arthrodermataceae. Bases 1 to 1896 code for a protein of 631 amino acids. The record is from RefSeq and is a predicted model, not a curated record. Gene Ontology annotation, biological process: intracellular protein transport; vesicle-mediated transport. Gene Ontology annotation, cellular component: clathrin adaptor complex; clathrin-coated vesicle. The transcript has 7 exons.